Lactuca sativa (garden lettuce) is the source of this 1336-nucleotide messenger RNA. Its product is annotated as Translation initiation factor eIF3 subunit. Gene Ontology annotation, molecular function: translation initiation factor activity. The record is from RefSeq and is a predicted model, not a curated record. Gene Ontology annotation, cellular component: eukaryotic translation initiation factor 3 complex; cytoplasm. NCBI's taxonomy places the organism in Eukaryota, Viridiplantae, Streptophyta, Magnoliopsida, Asterales, Asteraceae.
UCAGACUGGUCUGAACCCAUUCAGACCCUUUUUUAACAUUCUUUUUGACCGAACCAGAUUUCUACCGGUUCGUGCCCGAAUCGAAUAAUAAGAAAGUGAUAAGCGUUUGCUUAAAGGGCUUCGUAACCGACCAAACUUAAAACCCUAAGGCUAAAAUCAUAAUCCCGACUGAUCUUCUCGCUGUUCACGCAGCCUUGAAAACCUCGCCGUAAACCCCUUAUCGCCAUCGUCGCAGCGCCGCCUUCACCGCAUCUCCUUCAGUCUUAGUUCAUCUCUAAAUCAUCCUCAGUAAACCAAAGUUUUUGUCAAGAGUAAAGAAAGCCCAAAAGAAGAUGGAGGAUUGGGAGGAUGAGCCAGCCCCACUUGUUAUCAAAAAGGAGCCUAAAAGCAUGUGGGAUGAUGAGGAUGCUGAUGAAAAUGAUGUAAAAGAUUCAUGGGAAGAUGAUGAUGAGCCUGCUCCGCCACCAGUGACUGCAGCACCACCUCCUGUAGAGAAGGCCCCAAAGAAGUCCACAGCCAAAGCAACUCAAGAAAAAGGGAAGGCUGCUGUUCAACCACCAAAAGAGGAGCCACCACUAGAUCCUGUAGCAGAAAAGCUCAGACAACAAAGGCUUGUGGAAGAAGCUGAUUACAAGAACACAGCAGAACUUUUUGCCUCUAAGAAGGCUGAUGAUAGGACCAUUGACAAUUUCAUCCCGAAAUCAGAGAGUGACUUUACAGAAUAUGCAGAACUCAUCUCUAGUAAACUCCGCCCAUUCGAGAAAAGCUUUCAUUAUAUUGGAUUGCUGAAGCAUGUGAUGAGACUGUCAAUGACUAGCUUAAAAGCAUCAGAUGCAAAAGAAGUUGCUUCUUCUGUAACUGCCAUUGCAAAUGAAAAACUUAAAGCGGAGAAAGAAGCUGCUGCUGGUAAAAAGAAGACAGGGGGAAAGAAGAAACAGCUGCUGGUGGAUAAGCCGGAUGAUGAUUCAGUUGUAAAUGCUGGAUAUGAUGGAUAUGAUGACUUUGACUUCAUGUGAUGUUUUGAUUGGUUGGUUUCUACAUCGGGAUCAUGUAAUUACAGUUUGAUGAGAGGCAGGCAGGGAAUCCUUUUCCUUUUCCUUUUCCUUUGAGAAAAAUGAGUUGAGCUCUUGCACUUGGAAUGGGGUUAAUUCUCUGGGUGGUGGUUUUGUAUUUUGCUGAAUGAGUGAGUGUUGGUUGCAGUUGCUUAUAAAACAUGGAAAUUGCAUAUACUUGGAUUUUAAAUCUGUUAGCAUAUUUCGUUUGGUGAUAUAAAACACAAAUGAACCUGAUUGUAUUCUACGUUUACUUUUCAACAUUUGACAUUUAUUUGCUCUCA